UCGGGCUGGUAAAUAAACUCCGCGAUGAUUCCCCUCCCUCCCGCCGGCCCCAGGUGCGCGCCGAGCGCCUGCCUGCCCGCUGCCCGCCGGCGGGAAUGACCUGACGGGGAUGUGACCGACUCCCCCAGCCCACUGCCGCUUACCCCCCCCCCCCAGAUAUAUAUAUAUAUAUAUAUAUACAUAGAUACAUAGAUGAAUAUAUAUAUAUAAAUACAUAGAGAAGUCGUUCUGGGGGGAGGGGCGGGGAGCUCGGAUCAUGGCCCUGGGGCUCCCGGGGCUGCCGCCGCCGCCGCCGAUCCGCAGCUCGCCUCCGGGGCCCGACCAUGGGGCUGAAGGCUCGGCGCGGCGCCGCGGGCGGUAGCGCGGCCGGCGGGGCGGCGGCGGCGGCGGGGCGGCGAGCGGCGAGCGGCGGCGACCCCGAGCAGGGCUCGCUGGCCCUGGGCGCCGGCGGCGACCGCGACGGGACGCUGCUGCUGGAGGGCGGCGGGAAGGAGGAGGGCGGCAAGCGGAGCCCGCCGGGGCUGGGGCUGCUGGCGAAGACCCCCCUGAGCCGCCCGGUGAAGCGGAACCACGCCAGGUACCGCCGCAUCCAAACUUUGAUCUACGACGCCCUGGAACGACCCCGCGGCUGGGCGCUCCUCUAUCACGCCUUCGUGUUUCUGAUUGUCUUGGGGUGUUUGAUCUUAGCUGUCCUGACAACUUUCAAGGAGUAUGAAACUGUUUCGGGAGACUGGCUCCUCUUGUUGGAAACUUUUGCCAUUUUCAUCUUUGGAGCAGAGUUUGCCUUAAGAAUCUGGGCUGCUGGCUGUUGCUGUCGCUACAAAGGAUGGAGGGGGAGACUCAAAUUUGCCAGGAAGCCUUUGUGCAUGCUGGAUAUCUUUGUGCUGAUUGCUUCAGUGCCAGUGGUUGCUGUUGGGAACCAGGGCAAUGUUCUGGCCACGUCUCUCAGAAGCCUCCGCUUCCUUCAGAUCCUACGGAUGCUCCGAAUGGACAGACGGGGCGGCACCUGGAAACUUUUAGGAUCAGCUAUUUGUGCACAUAGCAAAGAACUCAUCACUGCUUGGUACAUCGGGUUCUUGACGCUCAUCUUAUCCUCGUUUCUUGUUUAUCUGGUUGAAAAAGAUGUUCCUGAAAAAGAUGCUAAUGGAGUGGAGAUGAAAGAAGAGUUUGAAACCUAUGCAGAUGCACUGUGGUGGGGGCUGAUCACCCUGGCCACGAUUGGGUACGGCGACAAGACCCCCAAAACAUGGGAGGGACGGCUGAUUGCAGCUACCUUCUCUCUCAUUGGAGUGUCUUUCUUUGCUCUUCCUGCAGGCAUUUUGGGCUCAGGGCUGGCACUGAAGGUCCAGGAGCAACAUCGUCAGAAACAUUUUGAGAAAAGAAGAAAGCCAGCAGCUGAACUCAUUCAGGCUGCCUGGAGAUACUAUGCUACUAACCCCAACAGGAUUGAUUUAGUUGCUACCUGGAGGUUUUAUGAAUCAAUUGUAUCAUUUCCAUUUUUCAGGAAAGAGCAAUUGGAUGGUACUGCCAGUAAUGUCAUGUUUAGUAGGGAGUCAUUCUUUGGAUCAAGCCUCACAAGAAAACUUAGCCAAAAGCUGGGUCUCUUGGAUCGGGUUCGUGGUACCAAUACUAAAGGAAAGCUAUUUACCCCUCUGAAUGUAGAUGCCAUUGAAGAAAGUCCUUCAAAAGAACCUAAGAAUGUUGUCUUGAAUAAUAAGGAGCGUUUUCGCACUGCAUUCCGAAUGAAAGCGUACGCUUUUUGGCAAAGCUCAGAAGAUGCAGGAACAGGGGAACCCAUGGCAGAAGACAGAGGCGACAGUAAUGAUUUUCUUAUGGAAGAUAUGAUCCCCACAUUCAAGACAGCCAUCCGAGCUGUCAGAAUACUACAGUUUCGUCUCUAUAAAAAAAAAUUCAAGGAGACUUUGAGGCCUUAUGAUGUAAAGGAUGUGAUAGAGCAAUACUCAGCAGGGCAUCUUGAUAUGCUUUCCAGAAUAAAAUACCUUCAGGCAAGAGUAGAUAUGAUUUUUACACCUGGACCUCCAUCUACUCCCAAGCAUAAGAAAUCCCAAAAAGGAGGAGCUUUUUCUUACCCUUCACAACAGUCUCCCAGAAAUGAUCCGUAUGUAGCCAAAGCAUCUACAGCAGACACUGAAGACCAAAGUAUGAUGGGCAAAUUUGUCAAAGUUGAACGACAGGUAAAUGACAUGGGGAAGAAACUGGAUUUUCUUGUUGAUAUGCAUAUGCAUCAUAUGGAACAGCUGCAAAUACAAGUCGCCGAGAUAAGUCCAUUGAAAGAAACUGCUUCUCCUGCAAGGGAGAAGAGAGAAGAAAACAAAUAUUCUGAAUUAAAAACAAUAGUAUAUAAAUACACUGAGCAGUGUGCUCGUGAAACUCCUUACAAUUUCCAGCAGGUUCCAGUCAACAAAGUCAGUCCUUAUGGUUUCUCAGCACGAGGUCAUACAACUCAUUCACAACCUUUAUCAACAGGUGGGCAAAACUCUGGCAAACUGCAAGCCACACCUUCCUCAACUUCGUAUGCAGAAAGGCCAACAGUUCUGCCUAUAUUCACGCUGAUGGACUCCCAGGUUAGCUACCACUCCCAAGGAGACCUACAAAGCCCUUACUCAGACAAGGUGUCUCCAAGGCAGAGAAGGAGCCUAACAAGAGACAGUGACACUCCAUUGUCCCUUCUCUCAGUCAACCAUGAGGAACUCGAGCGCUCCCCAAGUGGCUUCAGUAUCUCCCAGGAGAGAGACGACUUCCCGUUUGGCCCCAACGGGGGAUCGGCGUGGAUGAGAGAGAAACGCUACCUAGCAGAGGGGGAGACAGACACAGACACAGACCCUUUCACACCAAGUGGCUCCAUGCCUUUGUCUUCUACAGGAGAUGGGAUUUCAGAUUCAAUAUGGACCCCUUCGAACAAGCCAGUCUAAAAGUGUGUGUGGGGGCAGUCACUGGUUGACUUCUCCGUGUAAUGUAAGCAUACUUUGUAUAUCUCACUUACUCUACACCCAAAGCUUACUAGUUCCAAACACCAAUGGCUGCAUAAGAUGCAUGUGAUAUUAGUGGUAGUCAUUCUGCACCAUUUCAUACGAUUUAAUAAUGCAGUUUUUUUCAUGCUACCAAAACUAAGGAGCUUAGUUUUGAGCAUGGUUUGCAUGACUUUACCCUGUAUAAAUGGUACAGCUGAUUUCUUCUAUGAUACAUAUCUAUCUGAUACUCUUCAAUACAACAAUGGUGAAUUGAUAACAGGCAAGAUAUGGUGGUCCUUGCUAUAUUUUGUAAACAGAGCAGCAAAGUAAAAAUAUUUUCAGGAGCAAUAUCCCUUUGUGGAAACAUAAUGUAUUAAUCAUUUUUCAGUAUAAGUCAAUCUCUAACCAACCUAGCCAAGAACUUCUAAUGUCAAAAGCAGGGAAAAAGCUGAGUCAAAGUAUGACCUUAUUGAAAUGGGUUUCUGAACUAAGUGUUUCUCAUGUGAUUUCUUAUAUAAUUACCCCUGAAAUAUAAUGUUGAAAUUAAAUUAAGGGUAGAAUUUUAAAUCAUCAAAGCCACCUUAUGGAAUUGAUCAUAGCUAUUUAUUUAUUGUAAAAUGUAAAUAUAAAUCCCUCAAACUACUUUGAAAGUCUUCACUAGUGUUUAUAAAAUUGCUCAAAGUGUGACUGCAAUGCUAUUUUAUAGAAAAUCUUUCGCUAAGUUGAUUUGUUACUUAUGGGGCCAAAUUUUCUUUCUGUUCCAAAAAUAAGGUUAUUCAGUGUAGGGAAGUCCAGGUUUAUACACUCCACUCGUUCACUGAUUUGUGUGCUGCUGAGUAAGAUGCAUAAUGUAACACUGCCUCAGUUUCCCAAUCUGUUAAUUGGGAGUUAUACUUCCACACAUAAACACAGGUUGUAAGGCUCAAGUCACUAAUAUUUGCCAAGUGCUUUGAGCUCCUCAGAUGUGCAGAACAUCAUUAUUCUGUCUUCUGUGAGUCCCACAGUGUGAGAUGCUGCCAGGAUCUGUUUCUCUCUGUUUACUGCUUCUCUUGGAAAUAGACUGCUCCAAAUCCAUGAAUGUUUGCCAUAUUUAAGAUCUAUGUGUGAAUAAAUAAACACCAUUUUUGUCACCUGUCUCUGAGCAGCAGAGGGGUCAAGAUGCUCCCUAAGCCUUGUCCAAAUAUUAUUUUCACAGAAAUUGGAUAUUAUAUUGAGGGAGAGCAGGAAAUUCAUUCAACCCACUGGGAAGAAACAAAUCAAAGAUCUCACCAGCGGGAAUGUAGUACCUAAAAAGCUAGUGAAACUAAGCCUAUCUGAAUAUCCUAUGCAGGUCUUACCUGUGUCAGUCGAGGUGUCCAUAAAAUACCAUCCAUUUGAUUUCAAGUUUGAUGGCUGUACACUCUUUACAGCUGGUGGGAAAUUAAGCAGUGCAGUCAGUGAGCACAGGGUACAAGAACCAAGGCACACAUCAGCUUUAGGAUGAGAUUCAUCUCACCUUUAACUCAAUUAUCUACAAUGACCAAAUUACUGUCAGCUUCACAGGGAGCAGAGGGUGACUUGCUUUGAUGUCAAAUGAUCAGAGACACCCACAGUCAGUGGGAAGGCUCUCACCUCUACCCCACUGAUCCAAGGUGCAGCCUCUCUGUCAUGGCUCCUGUCAAGAACGACACCUGUCACUCCACACAAUGGCCAGAGCACUGACCAACAAAGACACAAGCAUUUGGUUCAUGUAAGAUGUUAGAAAGUGGUCUUUCUGUAGUGACUGCUGGUAUUAUACUGCAGCUGCAUAACUGAGCAUCCUUUGCACACUCGGAGCACAAGAACACGUUACUGGGCUUCCCAGUACUUAGUGGGUAUUGAACAGCCCUGGACAGAGUGCACUUGAAUAGACGAUAUUUUGUUGGGUUUUGCCCACUAUAGGAAACUUCAUGUUCAAUUCCUCAGCAUUGUUGACAUCUCCUAACAGUAAUUCCAUCCAGGAGCUUCUAUUCCUUUCCAGAUGUAGGCAUUGCCUUCAUCUUCAUUGUUUAUUCUGUAUUGGAAGAGACAUCUAAAGGAUUAGGAUCUUCUUACUUCAUCUGCUUCUUCUGCUAAAUCAUGCUGCAUCCUUUUGGGAUGGAUCUUCAGGGAGAACAAAUUGCUGUUGUUAGUGGAGUAAAUAAUGCAGACCAGUUACAGCCUUUGAAGACUGGCCUGAGUCCAUGGAGCUGUUCUGAGGCUGGUAACUAUGAUGACAUGAGGCACAAUUUUGGUAAUUACUUAAUUGACAGAAUAGCCAUUGACAUGAAAGAUAAUCUCUGUUUGGUGCAAUUUUUGUGGCUAAAUUUACAGAGAAUAAAACUAACUGACAAACUCAUUAUAAUUUGGUAUAUUGAGAAGAAUUCUUUGGCCUUUGAUGAUUCUUGGAAAUAUCUGGUUUGCACCUGCUGCAGGCUUUCUGAUAUAGGAAUAGAUGCCUGUGGCAAAUCGUGAGAUUUAACCCUCACACAACAAGAGAAUGAAAAACAAUGAAAAAUUACUUUAACAUUGCUACACUUCUGAAAUUGGUGUAAGUGUAUGCUAGACAAGCCUGCUUAUUUGUCAAGGGCCUGUCAUUCCCACUGAUUUCAUCUGAGUUUGGUUCUUCUUAGAAUGCUUUCUGGAUUGGAGCAAUCAAAAAUCAAGGCAGUUCCCUGUCCAAUUCCCGCUUAAAUUCUUCAGUUCAAGUUUCUAUUCUUUCCCAUGCCAGGUGAUACAAAAGGAAUCUUCACUCACUAUUAACUCUGGCUGAAAAUCCAUAAAUAGCCUCAUUAUAAAGGUAUGUUCAAGAGAAAAUCCAAGCAAGGGUAGAGACUUGGAUGAGUCUUCACCUGCACACGGAGUGCAGCCCCAAAGAAAGCAGAAUUUGGGCUGCCCUGCACUCUGUAUACUUACCAGCUCAACUGCCUUUAAGUUAGUGUUUUUUAUGGCCUGUCAUCACCAAUUUGCUAUAUGCAGCUUAAAGGCACCAGGUCAGGUAUUAGCAGCCACAUCAUGAAAUAUUUAAGGAUUUGCUAACUGGCCAGAUGAGUUCUCCCUCUUCUUAAAAAGCACUGGUGGUAAAAUCAACAAGACCCUCUGCAGGGGACAUCUGUGGAAUCUGUGGAGAAGACCCAAGAAAUGGGACAAGGAAGAUCUGAUUGGUUUAUUUUAUUUCUUCCUACACACUUCUUCACACUGAAACCUGUUGCUGCUCUGUUCAGAAGGGUGAUGUGCUUAGCAGCUCUCUGCCCUCUACAUCAUCUGGAUUAAAAAUAGGGUGUGCAUCAAUUCUGCUGUCUGUGAUGACCACAGACAAUGUGUCAAGGUGUCACCAGCCAGGCGAGAUCUGGAGACCAUCCCUGAUCUGGGAUGUGCACACAAACUUCAUCAGACUGUAGUUCAGAUGAGUCCACAGAGAGCAUCCACCUUUGAACUGCAGUUUAUGUGCCUGCCAUAGAUACUGGACAAAACAAAAUAAAAUAUGUGUGACCCUGGUAACAUUUAGAAGGUCAGGAUCUUUUUCCACAUGUAAUUCACAAUUUCAUUUGAGAGAGCUGUCUGGGUCAACAAUAGUCGUCACAAUAGGAAUUAAUUAGAUUUAUUCCUUCUGUUUCUGUGCGAUGGUUCAAUUUAAGAGCUACCAGUGCUCUUUGGGUCAGAUCUUUCUAACAUCUCAGUUGACACUGACAGUUGCUUUAUAUGUGGUUAAUAUAAAAGAGAACUGACCACUCCCCUCUUUGAUGACUCUUAAUUCAGUCCUUGAGAUAUUUUUCAUAAUCAGAAAGUGUGGAGCUUUUCUCUGUUCUCCUUGAAUUCAGAAACCUUCUCAGACUGAUGCAGUGGGAGCAGGGCUGAGUCCUAACCUGCCUUUAUUUGUUAAUUUCCUUGUGAAAGACAGCACUGAUCUGGAAACAUUUUUCUGGGCUACAUUUUUAGCCUGAUUUUCAGUCCCUAGUGAAUGCCACACAUCUGAAAGUUUUCAAAAAGAUGAAUCUGUGUUUACAUUGUGUGCCUCUCUUUGCAGCAUUAUUAUCAAUUGAGGCUCCUCAUUUUAGAUUCAAAGUGGGAAUACUUGAUUAAGGCAGAAUGUCUAGUUGAAGUAUGCAGUUAUAGAAAGUGUAGUUUAUGCUCUAUUUAAGGAAAACUUAAAAAAAAAAUCUAGUCAGGUAAUGGCUGUUGUUGCUGCCUUGGCUUUUCCCUGCACUGAAUUAAUCAGUUUGGCUCCCAUCAAAAUAAAAGGGAAUUCAACAUGUGGAGAGAUUGAUUAAGAAGUCCCUAAACUGACUUCAGCUAUAUUUGCUCUGUUUUUAUCUGUAACUUUGCUGCAUUGUUACGGUUCAGAGUGGAAGUAGUUUAAAAUUUUUCUGCUCCAAGUCGUGGCCAGGGAGCACCACAAAUUCAACCCGACCUCAACCCGCGCGUAGCGCGGCCGCUGCCUCGUGGCCUUCAGGCAAGCACCGAGGUCCAACCAGUUUGCAAGAUCACAGCCUAAAGCAGUCAGAAAAUUCAGAGUAAGGAGCAAAUUUGGCCCUGCUGGGAACCCAGUUGCUGCAGAGGUGUCAUAUCUGCUUAGGUAAGAGCUAAAUUUGUACUGCUUUACUGAAGAGCAAAUGAGAAAGAGCUGGAUCUUGACUCCUUGCACCCCACAGCCCCCACCACCAAGCUUUAGGUGCCUAAGAGGGCAGACCUAAAUUUUCUGAAUUUGGUGGGAUAUCACUUUUUCAGGAGCCCAGCUGAAUGUGGAUGUUCACCCUGGAAGACUAUUUUCAGAGGUACGGAGGAAUAAGGGGCCAUUUUCAAGUGUUUUUAGCUGGGCGCUGUGGGAAUGAAGAUCCUGGGUAUCAGUUUUGCUUCUGAUUAUUUAGGCUGUAAGUAUUGAUUCUUCCAAAUUCAGCUUUGAGUAACUUCCCUCUGAAGUUAAGUGAAACAAAAUACUGAAAGUGGGAUCCUAUUCCAUCAUCGAGAACACGCUGGGACUGAAGGUUACAUAGCCAACUGCAUUUUAUUUUCUAGUUAUAGCAUCUUAUUAUUACUAGUAUUUGUGCCUUGCUCACUGAAAUUUUCUCCAUGCUACAAAGAUGCUUUUUCAGAUUCUGGCUGACAAGGGAACACAACUUUUAUACAAGUGGCCUUUAGUGCUCUUUAUAAUAUUAUUUAUUGUAAUUUUUAAACAGUAUGUGUAAUUUCUAUUCUGGCACUGUCCAAUAUUUGAACAACUUUAAUAUGUUCAUUUCAAUAUAUUAUGCAAACAAUACUUCUUAACUGAUUUUUUUAUGUUCUGUCUUUAAAAACUGCACCACUUAUUAAUAAAUAGAAAUUUCAAUUAUGA
Messenger RNA from Chiroxiphia lanceolata (lance-tailed manakin), 8301 nucleotides. RefSeq names its product potassium voltage-gated channel subfamily Q member 3 (gene KCNQ3). The record is from RefSeq and is a predicted model, not a curated record. Gene Ontology annotation, cellular component: membrane. The transcript has 16 exons. Gene Ontology annotation, biological process: transmembrane transport; potassium ion transport. Gene Ontology annotation, molecular function: voltage-gated potassium channel activity. Lineage: Eukaryota; Metazoa; Chordata; Aves; Passeriformes; Pipridae. The coding region runs from base 324 to 2933 and encodes 869 amino acids.